Messenger RNA from Yamadazyma jaroonii, 357 nucleotides. Lineage: Eukaryota; Fungi; Ascomycota; Pichiomycetes; Serinales; Debaryomycetaceae. The record is from the annotation of a GenBank genome assembly.
AUGAAUAGUCCUCUACCAUUGAUACCCUGCGAUGAUCCAGUAGAUGAGGAUGAGCAAGUUUCAAGUUUCAGCAUUGGGGUUUUGGGGUAUAUGAUUUUAUUUGCAAGUUGGUUGGUUUUUGUCAUUUCAUGUAACACAUUUUUUGAGAUUUGGAGGUAUGUCAUAUUGCCUCUAAAAGGUGAUACAUACGAAACAAUAAGUAGGUAUUUCGAAGUGGUAGAUGCUUAUGUGUUCAAAUUCUGGAAUGUUUAUGUUGUAAUUUGGUGGUGGGCAAUAAUCUCGUGGACAGGGUUGAAACUAUUUAGACAUUCCAAAGGAACCAGAAGAGAGAAACUUAAAGGUCGUGGAACAAAUUGA